GGGCGGAGAGAAGCGCCUGCACACAUUGUGCACACCCCGGGGGUUUUAAUGUCGCGUUCUUUAAUGAGGCUGGCCUGUGGAGUUUGAGGAUGGGAUAGCAGGGGGAAAACAUUGAUUAACGGAGCUGUUCUUUAGUCUCCUUCUUCUCCCCGUUAGGUCCUUGCAUUCUAGAUUUAGUGUCGAGAUCCUGAUCUUCAACUGUUGGCGGAGUGCGCGCGCGUUUAUGCUGGAUCACCCAACGUUCCAUUCCCAGGAUCUCUGCGUUCUAAACGGUUGUCGUCCAGGAGCUCACCCUCGGGCUGAGGCCCUGCUUGUUCCCCAAGACAUCUCCAUCUCCAUCCCGUCCCCUGGGGAAAGGGCCAGUGACAUGGUGCACCGCCCGGCCAUUUCUACACUGCAGCCUGCCAAAACAUCCACUCCCUUUUACUUCCUUGUUUAAUUAUGUUCAGUGCGCUCAGCUUCUCGUUCUCACCCCCUUUUGAAAAAGUUAUCACUGCCCAGUGAUCAGCAGAGAAAUGACUGCUAAAGUCAUCAUUUUGUCAUCGGCAUUAGGACACAGAGGUGACCUUUUUAAAUAGGGUGUACGCGUUUCCUGCGUUAAAUAACGGUCGAGUUAACUUCAGGUGUCCCCUUAAAGGGAAGUACGAGUCACUCGCAGAAGCGAAAGUUGCACGUUUCGACUUCUCAGUUCUCGCUAACGUUUGAAUAUUGUACACAACCGUGUGGCCUUUUGAAAAUGAAGGCACCACGUUUCAGAAAAGAGGCAGCUGUGUUUUUCUUUUUCUUUUGUUUGCUUGCUGUGUGUCAAACCUUUCCAACCUCGGCCGACCGAGAUACUUUGAUGAUACUGGAACAGUUCCAAUUUACAGGCGGUAAUCUCCUCACGACUGAAAAAGAACUGCAGGUUAAUUAUAUACUUAAGAAAAUCAAAGGAAAGGAGAUAAUGGAAGGAAUGAAAACUGGUAAAUUUGCCCCAGCCAUGCACUUUUUCAGAGCAAAAGAAUUAAUUGAACAAAGUCCAGUUUUUAACAUUAUACAGAUGAUGCCUAAAGGUGCUGGUUUACAUCUCCAUGAAUAUGCCUUAUUGAGUGUUGACUGGCUUGUGAAGAAUGCCACUUAUUUGCCUAAUUGUUACAUUUGUUUCACACCUGUGGGAGGUGUCCGGUUUCAUUAUUUCCACAGAAUGCAACAGAGAAAAAUGGUGAACUGCUCAGAAUGGGUUUUGCUUGAGCAAUACAGAAAGCAAAUUCAAAAUGUCACAGAAUUUGAUAACAGUCUGAUGAGAAAUCUAACAUUGAUAACGGAAAAUCCAGAAGAAGCCUACCAAUCGCAAAACAUCAUUUGGCAAAGAUUUUCUGACGCAUUUGCUGCUGCUAGCAGUCUUAUUUCGUAUGCCCCAGUAUUUAAAACCUACUUCUAUGAAGCUUUGAAGGAAUUCUAUCAUGAUAAUGUACAAUACAUAGAGAUACGAGCAUUACUGCUACCGGUCUAUGAACUUGAUGGAACCUUACAAAACAAGAAUUGGUCUAUUAUGGCUUACCACGAGGUUGCAAGACAAUUCAAAGAUGAUCAUCCUGACUUCAUGGGAACUAAAGUCAUUUUUUCAGUACAUAGAAAAUCGAAUAAUACAGAAAUGAAGACUGCAAUAUAUGAGGCCAUGGAGCUUUACAAUAAAUUUCCAGAGACUAUGGCAGGGUUUGAUAUGGUUGGCCAUGAGGAUGCUGGGCACCCACUAUGGUAUUUCAGAAAUGAGCUAUCAAUUCCGGCAAAACUUGGAGUUAAGCUGCCAUACUUUUUUCAUGCAGGGGAAACUGACUGGGAAGGUGUACAUAUAGAUGAAAACAUUUUGGAUGCACUGCUGUUGAACACAAGUCGAAUAGGCCAUGGCUACAGCAUAAACAAGCAUCUUGCGGCAAAACAGUUGUCCCAAAAGCUUGAUGUGGCACUAGAAGUGUGUCCAAUCUCAAACCAGGUGCUUAUGCUGGUGAGUAAUCUACAAAAUCACCCAGCUGCAGCUUUAAUGGCAGAAGGUCAUCCCAUGGUCAUUAGUGCUGACGAUCCAGCUGUGUUUGGGGCUCGUGGUUUAUCAUAUGACUUUUAUGAGGCCUUCAUGGGAAUAGGAGGUUUGAAAGCUGAGCUGACAACAUUGAAACAGUUGGCUUUGAACUCAAUCAAGUAA
Chiloscyllium plagiosum (whitespotted bambooshark) is the source of this 2179-nucleotide messenger RNA. The record is from RefSeq and is a predicted model, not a curated record. Lineage: Eukaryota; Metazoa; Chordata; Chondrichthyes; Orectolobiformes; Hemiscylliidae.